UACCUGCUGGGGCACACUCUAAUUCAAAGUAAACAGAAAUUGUAUAAUGUAGGUUUUUUUGACGGCAGAAUGGAGCGACGCACAUCUAGGGCUGAGGGGGAGCGAGCGGAGAGGAGAGUGAGGUUCCGCGUGGCGUCGGCGCUCAGCGGUCGCGUGCUGCAGGAGGUGUUCAGAGAGCACGCGCUCGAAGACUCAGCGGACACGGACACCACCGUGAGCUCAGAGCCAGAGCGCUCCACCUCGCCCGGCAUCACGGAGGCAAACAGCCAUUUGAGCGGCCUGAUGGGGCCAGAACCGGAGGACAGCGGCAGCGAACCGGACGAGCUGCUCAUGUACGCUAGUGCAAGCAAGGAGAAGCUUUUCACCGGAAAACGCGUGAACAUCUUCAGUAAGAACGGAACUAUUCGAGGCGUGAGAGAUAAAGUCAGCGCGGGACAGGUGUUGUUUAACAACCUCUCCCAAAUGUAUGGGGAUUCCCUUAUUAUGAACCGGCCUAAAAGACCAUGAGAUUUUGUCUGAAAACAGCCCUGGAUGUCCUGCAGCAGAGGAUGCUGGGUCACAACGUCACCCUGGGUGGAUGUGCAACAGGCUUGAGUGUGUGAAAGUGAUGAUCAGCGGCCAAUGUUUUUUGUUUAUAAGUGCUUCUCGAUAUUUGUGUAUAUUGUAGUUCUGUAAAUAUAUUUAUAUUCUCUUUUUGCAAAAGCAUUUUUGAAAAA
Molecule: messenger RNA, 716 nt
Organism: Sinocyclocheilus rhinocerous
Lineage: Eukaryota; Metazoa; Chordata; Actinopteri; Cypriniformes; Cyprinidae
Product: glutaredoxin domain-containing cysteine-rich protein 1-like
Exons: 2
Coding region: 70-507 (145 amino acids)
Biological process (GO): sensory perception of sound
Source: RefSeq, a predicted model, not a curated record